Messenger RNA from Anneissia japonica, 3962 nucleotides. Its product is annotated as tripartite motif-containing protein 2-like. Gene Ontology annotation, biological process: positive regulation of DNA-templated transcription. Lineage: Eukaryota; Metazoa; Echinodermata; Crinoidea; Comatulida; Comatulidae. Bases 1393 to 3306 code for a protein of 637 amino acids. The record is from RefSeq and is a predicted model, not a curated record. Gene Ontology annotation, cellular component: chromatin; nucleoplasm. The transcript is spliced from 2 exons. Gene Ontology annotation, molecular function: ubiquitin-protein transferase activity; zinc ion binding.
UUAAAAUACAGUAUAUUACAUGUUGUGAUGUGGUUAAGUGCAACCAAGGAGGUUGGUGCAACAUAUUUAAAUAAUUUUGCACCACUAUGUACUGUAGCACUUUAUAAUAAUAUCUACUGCUAAAACGAUGAUAUCUCUUGAGUUCUGCUGAUAAACAUGUCUAGAAACUGAAGAGCCAGUGUUUUCAUCUCGGAGAUUUCCGUCAUUUUUUGAGUAUAUCCUGAAAAGUGUUUUAGGGUAGAAAAUAUGCAAAAUGAUGUGAGGUGUAUUGUUGAGCACACACUAAGAGCCUAACCUGUUUGCCAAGUGGCAAUGGUUCUUACGUAAAUAUUGUGACAUGUGCUCCUCUCAUCAUAUUUUGAUGACUGUCUAUACAGUAGUUUUCAUUACCUAAUAUUUGUUUAUAAUAUUCUGGAUUUGAUUCUGAAAAAAGUAAAUAAAAUAAAGUAGUUUCAAUUUAAUUAUUUAAUCAAUUCAUGGGCAGUAUUAUUAUCAUGUUCAAUUAUUUAUGGAAAAUGUUGGCAGGAUUUAGAUUCGGGAUCUCAAAAUAAUUUUGUCAUUGAAAUUAACUGGAAAAUGGCCAAUUCAUACAGAAAGUACAGUAAUCUUAAAAUCUGAAGCACAAGUCAAAACAAACCUGAGUAUGCGUACGGCAAGGGACCAAACGGCAUGCAUAAAACAUGGGAUUUUUGAAAAAUCCAAGUUAGGUCAAAUUGUACUGACCUUUGACCAUAUAGUGACUCAACAAAAAAAUAUAUGUUCAUCUUGUUCCUUGUUUACUUUCUUUUGACUUGUCACUGGGUGAAAAAGCGCAUAGAGACAUUGCACUGUACAGUACUAUGUGCUAUAGAAAUGGAAGACCAUUUACCAUGCUACGUGGAGCAACACGCUGUUUUUUCGCCUACAGAAAAUCUAACCUAGCCUGUGUUAUUAUUUUAUAUUUUUAAUGUUAAACAAUUUUUUUUUAAUUUAAAUUUUUAUAAAGAAUUAUAAUGUUUAAUCACAUGUUUGUACACAUGCAUGAAUAGAGCAAAGAGAUGUACAAACUGCCUGUUACAAAACCAUGUUGGCGCUGAGGGACAUGAAAAUUAGUGGUUCGUAUGCAAAAGGUCAUUGACAAGAUUCCGUUGCAUUAAUCUCCACGGAAUCAGCAUAAAACGCAACAUUGGCUUGGUUUACUAAUGUAAAAUAUGCAGAAACAAAAUAAUAUUUUUAAAGUAUUAAAAUACAGAUAUUGAUGAUGUCAUCAUCCAUAUGCGUCUUCCAUAAAAUUGGGGUAUAUACAUGGUUCUACUGUAUAAUGUUAAAAAUAAGGAAGUAUUUAUUAUGCGAGUGACUGGCAAUAUGCCAAAAUAGAUAUUUUGCUGGUCAAUAUUUUCUGCAUGACUGAUCAUGUCAAGUUUUGCUUUAUUAUUGCACACAAAGGAACCCCAAACAAUUUCAGGUGACAUUAUUAAAAUAAUGUGGAAAAACCCACUUCUGCUGGAGCUGAGAAAUUCAAUAUCCUGUAGAACAUUAGCUCAACAUAGGACAAAGGAAUUGUUCAAGAUGGCUACCAGUGAGUUGAAUCAGUUUCUGAAAGAAGUUGAUAAGAAGGUCCUAGAAUGUACAAUAUGCUAUAAGAGACUUCAAAAUCCUAAAUUGCUCAACUGCCUCCAUAGUUUCUGUUUGGCAUGUCUUGAAGACUGGGUUAAAAAGGGGAAGGGUAAGUUAACGUGCCCAACCUGCUCAAAAUCAUAUGCCAUUCCAAAAGGCGGGCUUCAGAAACUUCCACUGAACACGUUUCUGAUUAACUUAUUAGAAACUAUUGAACAAAUUGACAAAAGAGAUGAGAUGAAAUGUUUUUGUGAAAAAGGAGAGGCAAAAAACUACUGCCAGGAAUGCAGACUUUACUUGUGUUCUACUUGUAGUAACUGUCACAACACACUACCAGUCUCAACAAAUCACAAGUUACAUACAGUGGAGAAUGUGCAGUCAAUGUCUGCACAAGACUUUGCUUUGUUAUGCCUGCCACUGUGUUUGCUUCACAAUAAACCUGUGGAGUUUUACUGCACAGAGUGUAAAACUUCAAUUUGUAUAAAUUGUACGCUUAUGGGCCACAAGUUGUGGGAAGUAAAACACAAACCAAUCCGCAUUUCAGAAGUUCUCCAAACGUUGACAGAAACUGGACUUAAAAACAAUGAAAGUGCUUCUUUGCAAAAAUGUGACAUAAGGAAUGUAAAUACAGCAAGAGUAACAGAGUGCCUAAUGUUACAGAGGGAGGAAUCUGUGAGCCAAGAUCAGACAGUUAUCAAAAUAAUCAAAACAGAUGAAUGUGAAAUACACGCAAAUCAACUAAAGGCAACAUGGACACAUCCUACAGGAGAAACCUACACCACUGAAAUUGAAGAAGAUAAAAAUGGCAUUUAUUUUGUAACAGGAAACAACUUACGCCCAGGUAUUUGCAAACUGGAUGUGAAUGUUGAUGGUGAAGCUAUUAAGCAGUCACCAAUGAUGGUCAAAAUAGAAAAAGUGGCGGUAUUAAUAAAUACAAUAAAAAUAAACCAAAUUUAUGUUAGAGAUGUAGUUAUGUGUGAAGACGACUGCUUGUUGGUUUCAUGUUCUACAAAUGUAAUACUCAAGUACAAGCAAUCAGGAGAAAAUAUUGGCAAAGUUACAUUGGCAAGAAGUGUCCAGGUAUACAAAAUGCAAAAAUUGAAGAAUGGUAACAUAGCAUUCAGUGAUUGGGGUAAUCAAUGCAUCCAAAUAUGCAGUAUGAAUGGUCAGUUGGUAAAAUCAGUUGGUAAGGAAGUACUGAAAAAUCCAUUUGGUAUCCAUGUGGAUGAAGGAUCAAAUAUUGUGUAUGUAGCAGAUUGGGAAACCAGAUGUGUGUUACUUAGCAUUGAUAGUGGUGAGAUGAUCAGGAAGAUAGGGUCACAAGGUAACAUCCAACAAGGUAAAAUGAUUGGAAUGGUUGAUGUUACUCUUACAAAAGAAGGUCACCUUCUUAUAUUGGAGUAUUCCAACCACAGAUUACAACUUUUUGAUAAAGAGGGUAUGUGGGUGAAAGUCCUUAUCAAAGCAGGUGAUGAGAAUGGUAAGAUCAGGAAUCCAGAUGGGGUAGUAGUAGAUGCUGAUGACAACAUCAUUAUAUCAUGUAAAAACAAACUACAGCUAUUCAGUAAAAAUGGAAAUUUCAUUAAAAGAAUUGACAAAGAUGAUGAUGGAAUCAACAAUCCUGAGGGAAUAGCCAUCAUUUCAUAUUACCCACGGAAAGUUGCAGUUGCAAACAACGGUGACAAAACUCUAAAAAUAUUUAAUUAUUAAAGUAUAUCGAGUCGAGUGGCUGAGUGAUGAGGCAAGGUUUUGUAGGUAGAACUAAGUCUUCAAGGAUAAGAACUUAAAAUGGAGGUCCAGUGUACACAUCUGGCUUGUGUGCAGUUUAAAGAACCUAUUAUAUCUUUCGGAAUAGUAGGGGGGGGGGUUACCCCGAUGCUAUAGUUCAUUUCAGCCCCUGAUGUGGUGAAAUGAUGCGAACAUAAGCACCUCUUUAUGGCGGCUAGGUGGUCACAGACUACGCCCACAUGCAAUUCACCUCAAUAAAGCUGAGUUAUGGGUUAUUCUCCUACCUUUAUCACUUCAACUAGUUUUAAACUUAAACAAAUGAUUUAAUCAAAUCAAGGGCAGUAUUAUUAUAUUCAAUACAUACAUUAUUCCAUGAAUAUCAGAGCACUCCCCUAAGCGUCUCUUCAUGUCUGAGCUGCCCGGUAAACCGGUAUCAGUUACUCUCAUUUGUAUAUUCAAUUAUUUAUGGUAAGUUACAGUAGUAAGCUUUAUUGGCCGAUUAUAACAAUAAAGUCUGUGCCCAAUUAUUAUACAUUAUUAAAUGUUGGCAGGAUUUAGAUUCUGGAUUUCAAAAUAGUUUGCUUUUAUAAUUAAUUGGAAAAUAUUUGGCAAAUUCAUAUGAAAAUUAAUCUUAAAUU